AUGCCGCUGACCAGCCAGCUCAUCACCUUUGGCUCCUUUGUCGUCACCACCCAGGUCUUCCACCUAACCCGUCUGUCCUUUGCCAUAGUCAAUCUCAAGCCCCUCCUGCCCGGUCAUGUCCUCGUCUCGCCCCGUCGCGUCGUGCCCCGCUUCAACGACCUGUCUGCUGCAGAGGUCCAUGACCUGUUUCUUGCAGUCCAGCGCGUUUCGCGCAUGGUAGAGCGUGUUUUCGCCGCCUCGUCGCUUAACAUUGCCAUCCAAGAUGGUGUUGAUGCAGGCCAGAGCGUCCCUCAUGUCCACGUCCACAUCAUCCCCCGCAACAAGGCCGACCUCGACCACAAGGGCGGCACCGAUGCCAUCUACGCCAUGCUCGACAGCGACGACGCCAACCUAAGCAAGCAGCUCGAGCAAAAGGCCCGCUUCCCCGCCGUCGACAACGACAGCCGCAAGCCCAGGUCCGACGACGAAAUGCAAAAAGAGGCCGAGUGGCUGGCCCAGGAAAUGGCAAAGGAUGAGCCUCCUUCUUCUGAUGCUGCUCCUCCUGCUGUCUGA
Messenger RNA from Bipolaris victoriae FI3, 552 nucleotides. RefSeq lists its product as hypothetical. Gene Ontology annotation, molecular function: catalytic activity. The record is from RefSeq and is a predicted model, not a curated record. The coding region runs from base 1 to 552 and encodes 183 amino acids. NCBI's taxonomy places the organism in Eukaryota, Fungi, Ascomycota, Dothideomycetes, Pleosporales, Pleosporaceae. The transcript is spliced from 2 exons.